GGAUGAAAAAAUAAUACCAAACUAAGCCAUUGUCUAACACAUAUGGUUCUCCAGAAAAAUUUGAAUUGAACUUCUCCGCAGCAGAUAAACUUGUCGUUUCUUCUUUCUUCGCCUCAGCCACUCUUUGGUCUCAGGCGUAUUUCUGAUUCUUCAACUUCCAGUUUGUGGGUCUUCCAGAGAGCUGAAAUCUCAGUUUUACAGGACGAUGCCACAUAGAACCCGACCUAUGACGGCACUCUUGGUUUUCACUGGAGUGAAUGCUGUACUAGUUUCGACCAUUGGCCCGGUCUAUGAUUUUGUCUGCUUUCUCCCAUAUUGGGAAAGAAGGAGGGAACGGUGUCACCAAGAGCGCGAAGCUGCUUUAGCAAAGGAUUCUCAAUUAAAGUAGAAUUGGUUAUUAGUUGAAAUCUCUUAAACAUCAGGUUCUUAAAUUUUUGUAUUAUUUAAUGAGGUUCUAGUAUCUUCUUAAUUAUCACACAAGAGGAUGCUAAAACUUGUUUACAUGCCAAGAAGCUAUGAAUCUUCUUUUCGUAUACAUUGU
Molecule: messenger RNA, 541 nt
Organism: Morus notabilis
Lineage: Eukaryota; Viridiplantae; Streptophyta; Magnoliopsida; Rosales; Moraceae
Exons: 3
Coding region: 206-388 (60 amino acids)
Source: RefSeq, a predicted model, not a curated record